UUUUAAAAUUAGACCCGAAGAGCUAGAAUACGGAUCCUAUACUUUCUAAUUCUCAGUUCCUUAAACCCUGGAAAGCAGAUAAGCGCAGUGUGGACUUACUGAGUUUUCCCAGGCGAUCGUUUGGUCGAGCCGAGAAAAUGGUGGUCAGGAUCCGAUUGGCGAGAUUCGGAUGCAAAAACAGGCCGUUUUAUCGCGUCAUGGCCGCCGAUAGCCGAUCUCCGAGAGACGGCAAGCACCUCGAAGUCUUGGGCUACUACAAUCCCUUGCCAGGCCAAGAUGGUGGAAAACGAAUGGGUCUGAACUUUGAAAGAGUGAAGUAUUGGCUAUCUGUAGGAGCUCAGCCUUCAGAUCCCGUGCAGCGCAUUCUUUUCAGAGCAGGGCUGUUGCCUCCACCACCAAUGGUGGCAAUGGGACGUAAGGGAGGGCCACGUGACACACGACCUGUUGAUGCUAUGAGUGGACGGUUCGUGACUCCUGAGAAGCCAGCAGCUAGUGGUGAUCAAGGGAAAGAUGCGGAAAGCACUGAAAACGUUGGUUAAGACGGCCCAAGAUCUUCCAUUUCCCAAAAUUUAUAAGGUCGUUUCGUUGUAUCUUUUUGGAGGCAAGAGGGGUUGCAAGAAACAAUCUUUCAUAUUGGAUUGCAGGAUAAGCGGCUUGUGAAGAGAUAACCAGUACUUAACUUCAGAUGUAGGCAUAAGUGCUAUCUAAAUAGCUAAAGUGUUCCAGAAUACUGUUGUAUUGAAUGUUUGAUUUUGCUUAGUUUGUGUAAUGACCUUCAAGCUUGUUCUUGGUAUCACCUCAUGAUCGUUGUCAUUUUCUAUUUUUCUAUGUGAAAAUGCAAAGAUAAUUGAGGCGA
Molecule: messenger RNA, 856 nt
Organism: Pyrus x bretschneideri (Chinese white pear)
Lineage: Eukaryota; Viridiplantae; Streptophyta; Magnoliopsida; Rosales; Rosaceae
Product: 30S ribosomal protein S16-2, chloroplastic/mitochondrial-like
Exons: 3
Coding region: 138-539 (133 amino acids)
Biological process (GO): mitochondrial translation
Cellular component (GO): ribosome; small ribosomal subunit
Molecular function (GO): structural constituent of ribosome
Source: RefSeq, a predicted model, not a curated record